CCUGCCUUGUACAUACAACUGACAACCGCGACGGAGUCUUCAGGUUCGUCCGUAGGGGAAAGUAGGACUGGCUCAUUCCUUCACGGUGUUCCAACUAGCCUGAUCCCCUCGUAGACUAGUAUCGCUGCCUGCGGUGGAGUGGCAGCUUCACGGGAUCACGUUUUCCUUCGGAACAGAUGGACCGUGUUUGUUAGUAGCAAACCAUCCGUCUGCAAACCGCCCAGCGCGUCUAGCAGAGGAAACUUGACGGCUUCUUUACGCGGUCCUUAUCUCUCGCCAGACGGCCAACGGCUCUAACGGGCGACCUAGCCUCAUAGCCGGUCCUAACUGAGCCUACUGUUGGCAAUCUCAUUCACUUUGCGAGGGUCAACUUGGGCGGGAUGGCUGAUGCAAUGGCCAUUGAUGGCCCUAGGGGUGAAAAGCGCAAGGCGAGCGUGCUCGGCGAUGAUAGCGGUCAUGCUCCACGUCGGAUCAGGCCACUCGACCCAGACGUUGUCAACAAGAUUGCCGCUGGCGAGAUCAUUGUUGCUCCUGUUCAUGCUCUCAAGGAGCUCAUGGAGAAUGCCGUGGAUGCCGGCUCUACCUCGUUGGAGAUUGUGGUCAAGGACGGUGGCCUCAAGCUGCUCCAAAUCACAGACAAUGGUUGCGGUAUCGACAAGCAGGAUUUGCCCAUUCUAUGUGAACGCUUCACCACCUCCAAGCUGCAAAAGUUCGAGGAUCUUCAGUCCAUCUCAACAUACGGCUUUCGCGGUGAGGCUCUUGCCAGCAUAAGCCACAUUGCACAUCUGACCGUCACCACCAAGACUCAGGAAUCCAACUGCGCCUGGCGUGCUCAUUACGGGAGUGGAAAGCUGGUCCCCGCGAAACCCGGCCAGUCGCCCGAUCCGAAGCCCGUCGCUGGACGACAAGGCACGCAAAUUACCGUCGAAGAUCUGUUCUAUAACAUUCCAACCCGCCGGCGCGCCUUUCGAUCUACCUCUGACGAAUACAACAAGAUCAUCGACAUGGUUGGCCGCUAUGCUGUACAUUGUUCGCACGUUGCUUUCUCGUGCAAAAAAUACGGCGAGUCAUCGACAAGCAUUGCCAUUCAGGCCAAUGCUUCGAGUACCGACAGAAUCCGGCAGAUAUACGGAGGCAGCGUCGCCAAUGAACUCAUCGAAUACUCCACAUCCGAUGACCGCUGGGGCUUCAAGGCUCAGGGCUUGGCGACUAACGCCAACUACAGUCUCAAAAAGACAACUCUGCUGCUCUUCAUCAACCAUAGAUGUGUCGAGUCUUCCAACAUUCGAAAGGCAGUUGAGCAAACAUAUGCUUCCUUUCUCCCCAAGAACGGCCACCCUUUUGUCUACCUCAGCCUAGAAAUUGCCCCUGAGCGGGUCGAUGUCAAUGUUCACCCUACGAAACGCGAAGUGAACUUCCUCAAUGAACAUGAGAUCAUCCAGGCCAUCUGCGAGCACAUCCGAUCAAAGUUGGCUGCUGUCGACACUAGCCGAACUUUUCUCACCCAAACCCUUCUCCCUGGUGGCACAUGGUCGGCCUCAGAUCAACAAGCGUCUUCAAGCACACCAUCCAAGACCAGCGGUGCGGCUUCAGGAGCCCGCAAGACCCCAGCACGCAAUGAAUCCAGUCUUGUGCGGACUGAUACCAACAUGCGUAAGAUAACCAGUAUGUUACCGCCGGCGUCAACCAUGGCAGCAGGAUCAAGAGGAGAUGAAAUUCCCUCCACGUCUGGCGUCAAAGCAACCAUUAAUGGCACAAACAUGGACGUUGAGAUGAUCAAGUACGAGACAGUCGAGCGUGAGGCUACUGCCUGUCGCUUGAUCAGUGUACGCGAACUGCGCGCCGAAGUCCGCGAAGAGAUGCACCACGAACUGACCGAGAUCUUUGCCAAUCACACCUUUGUCGGAAUUGUAGAUGAACGUCGUCGUCUUGCUGCCAUCCAGGGUGGUGUAAAGUUGUACCUGGUUGACUAUGGACGGGUAUGCUAUGAAUACUUCUAUCAACUGGGGUUGACGGAUUUUGGUAACUUUGGUACCAUACGUUUCGAUCCGCCUCUCGAUCUUCGAGAGCUGCUGAGCAUGGCCGCCGAAUCCGAGAGAACGGCAACAGCAGAUGCAACUGGAAGAGUGGAUAAAGAUGGAGAUGAUGAGAUGGACGUAUCCGAAAUCGUCGAGUUGGUGGCAGAUCAGUUGGUUGAACGGCGAGAGAUGCUUCUCGAGUAUUUCUCCUUUGAAAUAUCUCCGGCCGGCGAGCUGCUAAGCAUCCCACUACUGAUCAAAGGCUACACGCCGUCCAUGGCCAAAUUGCCGCGUUUCCUUUUGGAGCUUGGGCCGCGUGUAGACUGGUCAGAAGAGAAGGCCUGUUUCGAGGGCUUCCUCAAAGAACUGGCCAUCUUCUAUGUCCCUGAGCGAUUACCAGCGACGAUCGGUACUGAUGAUCUAUCGUCUGUGCAAGGUGGUGACAAGGAUGUCGAUGUCGAAACAGUUGCUCGCAGACACCAUGUUCGGUUCGCAUUGGAACAUUAUCUUUUUCCGGCUUUCAAAUCGAGGCUUGUGGCGACCAAGUCGCUCAUGCAGACGGGCAUUCUCGAGGUCGCGAACCUCAAGGGCUUGUACAGGGUAUUCGAAAGAUGUUAAUACCUGUCGAUACCAAUAAGCUUAUCAGCACCAUAAUAAGAUACGUCACAUAUUCGACUUGAACUAUAUGAGUAGCCGACAUGUUCGUUUCCUUGAUCUGUUACCUGAUGGCUAUGCGGGACUAUAGUCGUACUAACGUCCUCCAUCAGAGUCGGCCCCGAAUUUUGAUUUCCAGCCACCUCAAAGGUAGAUAAAACAAGCCCGUCAACACAAAAGCCACCUCAACCCCGAUAUCCCCAGUGCUCUUUGCAAUCGGGCCAACAUACCACGACUGCGCCAUCCCCGGGACCACCAGCGCCCAACUCAGCAUCGAGGCACCUAAGGCCGCCAACCCAGGUGGCAACUCCCUCCCCACGUUCCAGAUAGCUUGAUCAAAGGUCGCAUAGUCCAUUCUUCUAAACACCACCAAUUCCAGUAUCAAAACAAUAUCAAAGCACGCAGACCAAUACCCAAUGAUACUGAGGAAAUUGAUCAAACUAGUCUCCCACUUCAUGGCCGCUUUGAUCGCCAUCGGGAUCAUAACCGCCAUCGUCACCAGGAUAAACACGAAGCGGUGGACCCUUAAUUUGAAGGGCAACGGCGGCAUCAACAUUUCGAGGUUCAACGAGAUGGUAUACAUGGAGAUGGCAAUGUUUCCAAUCACGCUGAGCGCAAGCACCACCAGCACGAAUUUGCCGAACCCGCCCGCGGGAGCAAGCAUCUCCAUCAUCACGCCCCCGAUGCCCGUCGAAGCGUAAGCG
Neurospora crassa OR74A is the source of this 3376-nucleotide messenger RNA. It is a transcript of the gene mlh-1, whose product is annotated as DNA mismatch repair protein mutL. Gene Ontology annotation, biological process: mismatch repair. Lineage: Eukaryota; Fungi; Ascomycota; Sordariomycetes; Sordariales; Sordariaceae. The coding region runs from base 381 to 2636 and encodes 751 amino acids. The record is from RefSeq and is a predicted model, not a curated record. Gene Ontology annotation, cellular component: MutLalpha complex. The transcript has 3 exons. Gene Ontology annotation, molecular function: ATP hydrolysis activity; ATP-dependent DNA damage sensor activity; mismatched DNA binding.